This is a messenger RNA of Cicer arietinum (chickpea), 2221 nucleotides long. RefSeq names its product early nodulin-70-like. NCBI's taxonomy places the organism in Eukaryota, Viridiplantae, Streptophyta, Magnoliopsida, Fabales, Fabaceae. Gene Ontology annotation, cellular component: membrane. The record is from RefSeq and is a predicted model, not a curated record. Gene Ontology annotation, biological process: transmembrane transport.
AGCAAAUAUCGUGGCAUUGAGUGUAGUACCACACACAUUAGAAGUGUUGAUAAUGGAUCUUGAGAAUGAGAAGAAUGACAUUGGCAGGGACAGCAUUGCACUAUGGGUGUUGAAUCCUCCAGAGCCACCAUGUAUGCUGUAUCGAAUCUUGAAAAAUCUAAAGGAAGCUCAACUGGGUGUUACAUUAUUUUCUCUUAAACAUCAAAAUUCGCCCAAAAUAGUAUUCACCUUCUUGCAAGCUCUGUUUCCAAUCUUUGCUUCAUUCAAAAACUACAAUGUUCACAAAUUCAAGUCUGAUGUCUUGGGGGGUCUAAUCCUAGCAAUCUUUGCUAUUCCACAGGCUAUGGCAAAUGCGAGUUUGGCAAAUAUGAGUCCUGAGUAUGGCCUAUAUACUAGUAUUGUUCCACCUCUUGUUUAUGCUUUGAUAUCGAGUUCAAGGGAGAUAGUGAUUGGACCUGCAACUGUGGAUUCACUCUUACUUUCAUCAAUGAUUCAAACUUUGAAAGAUCCCAUUCAUGAUUCCAUUGCUUACACUCAACUUGUUUUGACUGCAACUUUCUUUACUGGUGUCUUUCAAGUUGCUUUCGGAUUCUUCAGGUUUGGGUUUCUAGUAGAUUAUCUUUCUGAUGCUACAAUGGUGGGGUUCUUGCAAGCAGUUGCGAUAGGCAUUGUACUACAACAAUUGAAAGGAUUAUUUGGGAUUGUCAACUUUACUAGCAAGAGUGAUUUAUUCUCUGUGAUUAAAUCUCUUUGGACAUCCUACAAAAACAAAUCAAAGUGGCAUCCUUGCAAUUUUAUUAUUGGAUUCUCAUUUUUGUCUUUCAUCCUAUUUACCAGACUCCUGGGGAGAAGGAAAAAGAAACUUGUGUGGCUGUCACAUAUUGCUCCUAUUCUUUCAUUCAUUAUAUCCUCUGCUAUUGCAUAUAAAGUAAAUGUUCAUGAACUAAAAAUUGAGGACUACAAAAUUGAAGUCUUAGGACCAAUCAAAGGAGGUAGCUUGAAUCCAAACUCAAUCAACCAAUUACAACUUGAUAGUAAUGGUAAAUAUUUGGGUCCUUUGAUCAAAAUAGGGUUGACUGUUGCUAUUAUUUCAACCACGCAAUGUGUAGCUGUUGGCAGAUUAUUUGCAUCUCUAAGAGGUUACAAAAUUGAUCCAAACAGAGAAGUUCUAUCCUUAGGCAUAAUGAACAUAAUUGGAUCUUUCACUUCUUGCUACGUUGGAUCAGGUUCUAUUGCACGUACUGCUGUAAAUUAUAAUGCUGGCUCUCAAACAAUGGUGUCAAGCAUAGUGAUGGCACUCACGGUGUUGCUGUCAAUUAAAUUUUUGACAGGACUUUUAUAUUUCACUCCCAAAGCAAUGCUAGCAGCAAUAAUUCUUUCAGCUGUACCAGGACUCAUUGACAUUAAGAAAGUAUAUGACAUUUGGAAAGUUGAUAAAUUAGAUUUCCUUGCUUGCUCUGGUGCCUUUUUAGGAGUGUUGUUUUUAUCUGUUCCAAUGGGCCUUGCAAUUGGGACUAUGAUAUCAUUUGCAAAAAUACUUUUGAUAUCAAUUCAACCUAGUAUAGCGGUUUUUGGAAGGAUUCCAGGAAGUGAGGCAUUUGGUGAUGUAGAACAAUAUCCAAUGGCGAUUAACAUGCCUGGAGUUUUGGUUGUCUCUGUAAAAUCUGCUUGGCUUUGUUUUACAAAUGCAAGUCCUAUUAGGGAAAGGAUCGAGAGAUGGGUGAUUGAUGGAGAAGAUGAAAAUAGUAAAGGAGAAAGAAGUAUCAAAGUUGUCAUUAUUGAUACAUCAAGUCUUGUGAGUAUUGACACAGCGGGAAUAGCUUCUCUGGUGGAGCUGAAUCAAAAUCUUACUUUACGUGGAGUCACGUUAUCCAUCGCUAACCCAAGAUGGCAAGUAAUUCAUAAACUGAGAUUGGCUAACUUUGUGAGCGAAAUUGGAGGAAGGGUUUUCCUGUCUGUGGGAGAAGCUAUAGAUGCAAUACUUGCUGCUAAAAUGGAAGCUUGACCACAAGUAUAGACAGGCCCAGGCCCAUGGACAGCCCACAAGGCCUUUCCCAAGGGGCGUGUUUAUUUGUUUUUAAAGUUGGAUUUUGGAAAGAGAAACAACAAAAAUAUAUUAAAAAAGGCUGCCAAAAAAUUAAAGGAAAAGGGCACCACAAAUGAAAAACAAUGUGAACCGAAAACCAAAAUGAAUACAUAAUUUUUUUAUUUUACCAUUUUA